UCCUCAGUCAUAAAAUGGACAUCACAAUGCCGAUGACUCAGGUUGUUGCAACCUGAGAUGCUAUAAACUCAGGUGUUUGGCACAUGCUCAGUACAGAAAAGCUGCUACGUUUUGCUGAUAGUUAUAAAGUGCCAUCAUAUCUCUGGCGGGUUCCGGAGAGGUUCAUUGAGCCCAGCCCUUUCGCUUUACAGGUGCGGAAACAGCCUCAGAGACGGAAGCAAACCACAUGAUUGCACAAGAUCAUCUAGCACCUUACGUUUCUUGAGGGCUUCUAAUUUCAGGGGAGAAGUUCCAAUUCCUGCAGGGACUAGAGAAGGUGAGGAGGCUGACUCUACAGGUGUCUGUGACGAAGGAAUUCCUGGGAUAAGAUGCUUUUGAAAAGGAAGCUAGAUAUCUCAGGGGAGGUGCCUUCUCACCUGGGUUUAUUGCCAGCCAGAAGCCCAUCCUGAGGACACAAUGAUCAGUGAGACAGUCCCUGAAGCUGGGCAAUUUGAGACUUUUCUAUCAACGCUGGAGUUUUAAAGACAAAAGCCUUUGGUGAGCAUUGUUGAGGCCUUUCCUGGGAGGCCCUGUCCGGUCCUGCAGCUCUGCAGGAGAUGACUGUUCUUGGGGACCCUCCCUCUGAGACUGGCCUCUAGGCUCUAAGGGGCAUAACACCAGUCAGAGGCCAGGCUGGAUCUGGUAGCGACACCUCUGGAAGCUGUCCCACAGGCCUCUGCCUCUGGUGUCCAAGGGAAGCAGCUGAAAAGUGGGGCCUUAGGGGAGCUCAAGUCUUUAGUGCUGGUGGUGAUGACAAGAGUGAGGAUCAGCACUUCCUCUCUGCCAGGUGCAGGGCCAUGCCAUUCAUUUUACAUGCAUUGCUUCAUUCAGUCUUUACCAGAUCCCUGUGUGGAGGAAACUGAGGCUCGGAGGUUAAAUAAAUGACCAAGGGCACAUGGCUAGUGAGUACCACAAUUCACAACCAGAUCUCCUGGAGUAUAAGAUAGCCAGCAGCCUGCAAGUGCCAGAAGAAAGGAAAGUAACAUUGGCUUUCAAGGGGUAUGUAUUUUAUCCUCAUUUUUACAGAUGUGGAAAGAGAGGACCAGAGUUUAGCAUUUUCCCUAUGAGGCCAGGCACUGUGCCAAACACUUUGCAUAUAUUAUCUCCUCAAUCAUCCUAUCAAUCAUAACAUCCUUAUGAAGUAAGUCAUUCUGUGAUCUCAAUUUGUGGAGAUGAGGAAAUCGAGGCCCGAGACUAAAUGACUUGCUGGGGUUCCAAAACCAGGCAGUCUGACCAGAGGGCCCAGGCUCUCAACUUCUCCAGUUGCCCAGCACUGGAACAAGAUGUGGCAGGGCUGGACCAGAAGCCAGGACUGCUGACUCCCAGCCUCGAGCUCCAAGGCUAGAUGUAGGCUCUCUGUUAGAAUACCUCGCUCCUUAAAAGCGCACCUGUAGCCCAAAGGGUGAAUUCACGCCCUGCAGUUCCGGGAAACUCAGACUGGAGAAGAAGGAAGCUUUUGCUCAGGUGUUCAAGUCUGAGCAGUUGUACUGUCCUGGGGACUCUCUUUGUUUCCUCCACCGGCUGGGAGGGAGCCCUGGGCAGGGCAGGCAGGGUGGGGCAGCCCUUGUGAGUACAGGGUGGGAGGAGGGCAGGAGGCAGGCAUGCCCAAUCAAUGGGCCUAAAUCUUCCCGCCUUCAUCCAGGUGGUGCCCUCAUCUCCUGGCGGGCAAAUAGCAGGGCACGAUGAGGGCAGUUCAAGAUUGGAGUUGGGAUGCCUGAGUUCUGGUUCUGGCUCAGGCACUCACUCCCUGUGGGCAGUUUCCUUGUCCAUAGGAUGUGUGAUGGUGGUGGUCGGGAUCGAAACCUUCUAGGUUUUUCAGUUAACGCAUUAUUUAUUAAACACCUACUAUGUGCCAGGCACUGGAGACACAGCAGGUGCAAAAGCAGAUUCAGGCCCUGCAUUCAGGUGUCUUAGAGUCUAGUAAGGAGAGACACGAAGAUCAAAUCUUCACUGAAACAAAGGUAAAAUGGCAACUGUGACCAGCGUUUUAAAAGAAAGGUCUGCAGGGCUAAGGAUGCCCAUGACGGUGGGGGUGGGCAGAGAGAACGGGUUGACAGUCUGAGUGGCAAUGGGGAAGGAGGCCCUGAAGAUGUGGUUACCACGUGAAUGGCCACUGGGCAGGAGACAGCAUUCUGUGUGUAGAGGCCCUUUGUGAAAUGGUUCAUCAGAGGAAGUGGGAGAAGGCCAGUGGGCCUGGGGAAGCCGGCAGGAGCUUGGCCACUUCAAGGCAUUGUGGGCCAGAGUAAGAGAAGUCAUUGAAGUUUUCUUGGCGGGGGCGGGGCGUGAGGGGAGACAUGAGAGCGAGAGAGAGGUGGUCAAACUCAACAGAAGAUGGGUCAAUGCAUCUUUCAAGGAAAAGAUAAUGUUACCCCCUCCAAGGAGCCUUCCCUGAUUUCCCCACCUUUGACCUACGGCAGCCAAGGCAGAGCAACUCGAGCCUCCAGCCCGGGUAGGGAAAUUCAAACCUCCUGGCCAGUCAGGCCUGGGCUUUGUCUUCCUGCUAUUGAAGCGCCUUGCGGCUUCAAAAGAGGCCUUCCCGGGCCUCAGUUUCCCCGGCUGUGCAGAAGCAGGUUGUCUCGAAGGACCCGCCCAGCGCUAACGCAACGUGAUUCGCUCUGGCAGGAGCGGGGGGCUGCCCGCAUUGCUGCGCAGGCAUCGGGCUGGGGCUGGGGCACCAGCACCCAGCUGGGGGCGCUUUCCUCCCGGCUCGGGGCUGCGGGAGAGGAUCGCGGCGCCAGGCGUUGGGCAGGAAAGUGGGGGCGCGACCCCCGGCUCCGGCUCGCGCGGGCCCGCUCGGCCCCGCCCCCGCAGCCAGCGGCCCUGCGGCAGCCCGGGCCUGAGCUCCGCCCUCCGCCUCCCGCCGGCCUCGCUGCCUCCUCCCGCCUCCCUCGCUCGCUUGUUGGCUCCCUCCCCCGCGGCCGGCUCGGCGCUGACUCCGCCGCACGCUGCAGCCGCGGCUGGAAGAUGGCGGGGAACGACUGCGGCGCGCUGCUGGACGAAGAGCUCUCCUCCUUCUUCCUCAACUAUCUUGCCGACACCCAGGGUGGGGCAUCUGGGGAGGAGCAACUCUGCGCUGACUUUCCCGAGCUCGACCUGUCCCAGCUGGAUGCCAGUGACUUCGACUCGGCCACCUGCUUCGAGGAGCUGCAGUGGUGCCCGGAGAACCCCGAGACUGAACCCAUCCAGUACAGCCCCGAAGACUCGGAGCUCUUCCAGAUAAUCGACAGUGAGAAUGAAGCCCUCCUGGCAGCGCUCACCAAGACCCUGGAUGACAUCCCUGAAGAUGACGUGGGUCUGGCUGCCUUCCCGGCCCUGGACGGUGGAGAUGCACCGUCCUGUGCUUCACCUGCCCCCCUGUCUGCGCCCCCCAGUCCCUCCCUGGAGAAGCCCCCAGCCCCAGCCCCUGAGGUGGACGAGCUCUCACUGCUGCAGAAGCUCCUCCUGGCCACAUCCUCCCCGACAUCAAGCUCCGACAUCCAGAAAGAAGGGACCGCCUGGCGCCAGGCGGGCCUCAGGUCCAGAAGUCAGAGGCCUUGUGUCAAGAUGGACAGCACCCAAGACAAGAAGGGCCCCAUGACUCAGUCUCAGAGCCGGAGUUGCACGGAACUGCAUAAGCACCUCACCUCGCUGCCAUCCUGCCCCCAGGCUACAGCCCGCUCCUCAGACAUGAGCCUGCAGCCGCCACGCCCCCUUAGUCCCCGGCUCCCUGCCAAGGAGGAUGAGGAGCUGGGUGAGGACUGCCCGAGCCUCCAGGCAGCUCCAGCCUCUCCCCGGGACUACUCAGCGCCAGGCAGAGCAGGCCCUGGUGCCCAGGUCUCCCAGGAGGACAUGCAGGCGAUGGUGCAGCUCAUUCGCUACAUGCACACCUACUGUCUCCCUCAGAGGAAGCUGCCCCCACAGGCCUCAGAGCCAGCCCCGCAGCCCUGCAGCAGCCCCUCCAAGCAGAUCAGACCCCGGCCCCUGUCCCAGCACCCUUCCAAAGCCGCUUGGGCUGAGUUCUCCAUCCUGAGGGAACUUCUGGCUCAAGAUGUCCUCUGUGAUGUCAGCAAACCCUACCGGCUGGCCACGCCUGUCUACGCCUCCCUCACGCCCAGGCCCAGGCCCAGGCCCAGGCCCAAAGACAGCCAGGCCUCCCCUGGCCACCAAUCCCCCGUGGAGGAGGUGAGGGUCGCACCUUCUCCCAAGAGCACCGGGCCCAGACCCAGCCUGCGCCCACUGCGCCUGCAGGUGAAAGGGCACGUCAGCCGGUCGGCCAGGCUGCGGCAGGAGGAGGAAGAUGAGGAGGAAGGAGAGGAGGAGGAGGAAGAAGAAAAAGCAGAAGAGGAGGAGGAUGAGGAGGACGAAGAGGAGUGGGGCCGGAAAAGGCCCGGCCGAGGCCUGCCGUGGACCACGCUGGGGAAGAAGCUGGAGAGCUCGGUGUGCCCCGUGCGGCGCUCCAGGAGACUCAACCCCGAGCUGGGACCCUGGCUGACGUUCACCGACGAGUCUGAGUCGCUGGUGCCUGGGGAGCCCCAAGGAGCUCUGCCCUCACUGCGCUUGGCUCCUGGGGCCUACGACAUGGAGCGGGAGCUGGGCAGCCCCACGGACGAGGACAGUGGACAAAACCAGCAGCUCCUACGGGGACCCCAGAUUACAGCUCUGGAGAGCCCCUGUGAGAGUGGGUGUGGGGACACGGAUGAGGACCCCAGCUGCCCGCGGCUCUCUUCCAGAGACUCUCCCAGGUGCCUCAUGCUGGCCUUGUCACAAAGUGACCCUCCUUUCGACAAGAAGAGUUUUGAGCAGAACCUGACGGUGGAGCUCUGUGGCACAGCAGGACUCACCCCGCCCACCACGCCUCCGUACAAGCCCACAGAGGAGGACCCCUUCAAACCGGACAUCAAGCACAGCCCAGGCAAGGACAUGGCUCCCAGCCUCCCCUGCCCCAAGGGCCUCCAGCUUGGGGCCACCACAGGGGCUGCCCACAAGCUGCCAAAGAAGCGCCCCGAGCGGAGUGAGCUCUUGUCGCACCUGCGGCAUGCCACAGCCCAGCCAGCCUCCCAGGCUGGUCAGAAGCGCCCCUUCUCCUGUUCCUUUGGAGACCACGACUACUGCCAGGUGCUCAAGCCAGAGGGCACCCUGCAGAGGAAGGUGCUGAGGUCCUGGGAGCCGUCUGGGGUGCACCUUGAGGACUGGCCCCCGCGAGGUACCCCGCAGGCUGAGGCUCAGGCCUCCGGCAGGGAGGAAGACAAAAGCCGUGAUGCCGGCUCCUCCCCGAAGGACAGCAUGCUCUUGAGAGACCACGAGAUCCGCGCCAGCCUCACCAAGCACUUUGGUCUCCUGGAGACUGCCCUGGAGGACGAAGACCUGGCCUCCUGCAAGAGCCCCGAAUACGACACUGUCUUUGAGGACAGCAGCAGCAGCAGUGGCGAGAGCAGCUUCCUCCUGGAAGAGGAGGAGGAGGACGAUGAAGAUGAGGACUCAGGGGUCAGCCCCCCUUGCUCUGACCACUGCCCCUAUCAGAGCCCGCCGGGCAAGGCCAGUCGGCAGCUCUGUUCCCGCAGCCGCUCCAGCUCCGGCUCCUCAUCCUGCUGCUCCCGCUCACCCGCCACCCGAAGGACCUUCAGAUGUGAGAGCAGAGGGCCGUGUUCAGACGGAACGCCAAGCGUCCGGCAUGCCAGGAAGCAGCGGGAAAAGGCCAUUGGCGAAGGCCGCGUGGUGUACAUUCGAAAUCUCUCCAGCGACAUGAGCUCCCGUGAGCUGAAGAGGCGCUUUGAAGUGUUUGGCGAGAUUGUAGAGUGCCAGGUGCUGACGAGAAGCAAGCGGGGCGAGAAGUACGGCUUCAUCACCUACCGGCGUUCUGAGCACGCCGCACUCUCGCUGAGGAAUGGCGCUGCCCUGCGGAAGCGCAACGAGCCCUCGCUCCAGCUGAGCCUCGGAGGGCUGCGGCAGUUCUGCUGGCCCAGACACACUGACUACGAUUCCAAUUCAGAAGAGGCCCUUCCUGCGUCAGUGAAAAACAAGUAUGAAGCCAUGGAUUUUGACAGCUUGCUGAAGGAGGCCCAGCGGAGCCUGCAUUGAUAACAGCCUUAACCUUCGAGGAUAUACCUCAAUACCUCAGACAAGGCCCUUCCAAUAUGUUUACGUUUUCAAAGAAAUUAAGUAUAUGAGAAGGCGAGAGAGCGAGCGCGUGAGAGAACACACGUAAGAGAGAGAGAGAGAGAGACUUGAAACUGCUGUCCUUUUAAAAAAAAAUCAAUGUUUACAUUGAACAAAGCUGCUUCUGUCUGUGAGUUUCCAUGGUGUUGACGUCCCACUGCCACAUUAGUGUCCUCGCUCCUGACGGGUUGUCCCGGGUGCGUCUCCAGUGCUGGGUCGGUCACCCAUCUCCCCUUCCUUCCCGACCGACUUCCCCUCGUAGACAUGCAGCCAUGUUCACCAUGACAUUUCUUGUCUGUAGUGUGUGAUGAUGAAAUUGUUACUCGUGAAUAGAAUCAGGAUUAUAAACUCAUUUUUAAUUGAAGAAAAAAAAGUAUAUCCUUAAAAUAAUGUAUUUAUGGCUCAGACGUUCUGUGCCUGGGAUUAUUGUAUCGCUUCCUUGGUUUUUAACUAUGCACUGUCAUGAGGUGUUUGCCACUGGGCUGCUGUGCUCCCUUUGCCAGAACGCCCCCGAGGUGCUGGGUGGCCAGCAGGCUGGUCCCCGGGGAGGCACGGCCUGCAGCCACGACUAGGAGCCAUGGAGACAGGUUUCUGGGCCUCUUCUGCCAAGCCCUGCCCUUCUCUCAUCCAGCAGCUUUGGGUCUGGUUACAAUCAGAGCCCUCAUCUGGUGCCCAGCUCGUGCUAGAGUUUGUGCCUGGCCAUGAGUGCUCAGAUCCUCACGGGCUUGUAAGGGAGGCAUGUGAGCUGCAUUAUUUCAUUUUUUCCAGGGGAGGCAGGUAGUGCCCCGAGAGGCAAAAUGACUUGCCCACGGUCUCACGGCCAGGGAGAGGGCAGAGCAGCGACCCAGCCCAGGCCUCCUGUUUCCUGCAGGACUUAUGCUCCUGCAGUCACUGGGGUAAAGAUGCGGAGUUUCAGGGGCUGGUGGAAGUGAAUUCAGCUAAAUUGGGCAACAGGCUAGAUGCCUAGGGGCUCAUUUUGGGAGUUAAGUCAACAGCUAACUCGCCAGCCUUAGGCGAGUUCAGGCUCUGGCACGUGUCUUGAUCCAAGGGGUCCUGUGGUUUGCCUACACCUGUGGACACACCAUCAGAACUUUAGUGACACACCUAGAGUGGCAUGGGCAGGUGAUCUGGGAGCAGUCAUCCUUUCUGGGCCAGCCACCAACCCAUCCUACUCCCUUCAGCUUGUGUUUCCCUUUCCCUCGCCUGAGAAGUUGUUUUGGUGGCGGGGGCCACAGAAGGGAAUGGGAGGGGUGGAGGCGGGGUAAGACAAUCUCCAAGCUCCUUUUCAACUUAGAGCACAUUCUAAUCAGGCUUCACUUUAAAGUUUGUGUUCUUGAGUGAUGGCAAAGCCACGUCCAGCUUGGAUGUUCUGCGGGUGCCUUGGAGGCUGUUCAGGAGGGAGGGCGUGGCCAGCAGGGUGUGGGCACAUUGCUUCUGCGUCAGACAAAUCAAGCACCUCCAACUUGAUCUCUUUCAGACAUCAGGGUUCCCUGGGAAGUUUUUGUAUUUAAAAGAAAAAAGGCCCUGCUGCUUUAAAAGCGUUUGAAACUGACUUAUUAAACUAAACAAGCUAAUUUAAUAUAUUCCUAGUGCCAGGCCUAGUCCUCUGAGAAUUGGUAGUUGAUUUUUUUUUUUUUUAAGAUAAUCAAAUACCUCAGUAGGUAAACUGGGCUGAUGAACUUGUCCUAGGCGAUAAGUAUACUUCAAGCCCAUGGAGAAGGGUGGAGGAGACAGGCUUUAGAAGGAAUAGAGAAUUUGAGCACCUGUGUGUCAAGUCAUUGACUUCUCUGGGUCCCAAUUUUCUUUUCUGUGAAAUGGACUGAGGGAGAGAAUGAGGCAAGUUGAUCUGCAAAGUCCCUGCCAGCUCUAACAGUCUUAGUUUCUAUGAAGGCAUGGUCUAGCUCAAGAUGGCAGAUACAUGGCAUGUGCACCACUACUCCUACAUCCUUGGCCAGUGGCAGGCAUAACUAAUUGACCACAGCACUCAUGUUCUUUGAGCUCAGUCAUGCUAUUGAAAUCCUCAACACAGUGGUCUGGGCAGCCAUUACUAAUUGAUCAGAGUUUAACCUAUUCGACAUCCUGGCCUAUCUUUGAAAGGUUUCCAUCACACAGAAACAUGGUGGCUGGGUUUCAUGCUGGCCCAUCCCCGUCUGUCAUACCCUGAUCUAUGAGAAAAAAGUCCCCUAAAGCCAUUCCCUGGCACAGGACUCCCAAUACUACUGUGACACACAGUCCCAUUUGGGACCUGGGGUGGGGGUGGGGAGGGGAAUAGUGGACAUGAACGUGUUUGGGAAAGGCAGGGUUUAUGAGGAUGGACACCAAAAAAGGGACUUUCCACAGCACAGACCUGAACAUUCUAAAUUCCUUUUCUAGCUGUUCACUGCCUAGCACACAGUAGGCACACAGUACGUGGUUAUGGAAUACAAUGGAAUCAAAUCGAAUUUAAAUCCAUCUGCUGCCUCCCCUAAGGCCUCGUUUGCACCGAGGAGUAACCUGAGUUCACUGCGCGGAAGCCGGUGGGAAAGCACUCUCUGGAUUCAGAGUUGGACUCGGUCCCCUCUAAGCCCCUCCUCUGGGCUUCUUCCUCCAUUGCACUAGGCCAGAGGCUCUCCCGUGGGCAGGUGGUACUUUAGGGUAAAGAAAUGCAGAUUUUUAGGGAAGGACAAGUUUCUCCCUCCCCUCUUCUGGGUCAGCUGAAGCUGCCCUUUCACUUCAGAUUAGUGCAGGACACUUAUUUCUUAGACAUUGGCCCUUGAGCAGAGCAGAGAUCUGAGUGUGGCGUUGGGACAUAAGGUCAGAGCUGGGGGCCGGUGAUGGGAGAGGUUGCCUUCCAAGAGCAUCAAGCAGUUUCUGCUUACCAUCCAGUAUGUAAAAGGCUACAGGUUCUAAAACUGGCUGACCCUGCAGACAACCUCAAUCCGGAAGACUCAUUCGGUGCUGUGUAUUAUUUAUCAAGGAGACUCCAAGGUCUCUCCAGGAAAACUAGUCAACCUUGGUCUCUUUCCCACCAAAUUAAGGAGUAACCCAGAGGGAGCAGCUGCCAUUGGCAACCAUCUCGUUGUAGCUCUGUCCUAGUGUUUGCUCUCGAUGAUGUUUACAUGUGACUGCCAUAAAAGCUUACUGUAGACUGUGUCGAUAGCCGCCCACACAGGGCAGGUUGUACUGUCUGUCUCUGUGCCGUGCUGGUGUCUCCCAAAAUGUCUGAUCCAACCGCUAAGUGGAAUUCUUCCAUCUCCUUCCUCAGUCUACAAGACUGAAUCAGAAUCCUCAUUCUCGGGGGCUCUGGUUACCGAAGGAAAAUGCAUCAAAGAGGUAAAGGAUAUGAGUGGAUGGAGUGCAGCUAAGCCCCACCCCCAGUCCUGCUUACCCCAUCACAGCUUGCCCCCCCAACCUGAGAACUGCUUGGAGUCAAAAAGCACCAGUCAGGUGUCUGCAUCUGCCAUGAGAUCUCACAGCAUUGCGUGUGGAAUGUGCUCAGCAGAGAGGCAGGGCUCCGGGGGGCUUUGGGGCUGGGAAGAGGGAAGAAGGAAUGCUCUGAGCUUCGAAGACUCAGUACCCGAGUCCUGAUGUGGGAAGAGAUGCAACAGGAAGUCUUUCAUUGCCUAAAGCCUAUGCUUGUUGAUGUUCUGAGAGAGAUUUCUUCUAGGCGUGUGCAACACGCAUGCCGAGGCCACUGGGCAGGUGGUGAGUGGAGGGGGCAGGAGGCACUGACGUGUGAUCCUUCUGCGUGAACAGGUGGGAAACCCAUCCCAGGCCUCGGGUUCAGUUGAAGUCACAGCUGAGCCUGCAGCUUGAGAGCUGGGUCAUCCCAACGGUGAAGCAGAAUCAGCCCCAGAGGAUUUGUGAUAUGACCAAGGAAAGACAUUGGAUGGACAGUAGCAGAUAAAGUGAACCUAAUAGUUUCAUUGGCCAAAGAAAGGGGACCCGCUCACCCUUCCCACUGGGGCAGAAGGAGACCCAUUAGUACUUCUGUGCAACAUGUGUAAGCUGGCCCCCAAGUCCCUGAGGCAUUUGCACACACGAGUGGGCUCCAGGGCUACUUGCCGAGUCCAGAGGUACAGGGUGAAUGGAGGGAGAGCUUGGGAGCUGGGAACCCACUUGCACAGGGAUGCCCUUGACCCAAAACAGGCACGGGGUCAGGGGAGCCCCUGGGAGCCAGCUGCAGGACGUCCAGGAGGUAGCCAGAAGCUAACUUUGCAUUGAACCAAUAAAAGCACUUUGAGAAAACCACAACACUGCAGCCUGGCUCCAUGUCUCUACGCUGGCAAACGUAGGUCUCCUUUGGCUGUGUGAGGUCCUCUCCUAGGGACUGGGACACAGGGUCGGCAGGGGGGCUGGUGCGAGGGAGGAGAGAGCUGAGAGGCCUUCCUAGAUACUAGCAGCAGGAGAACCAAUCCUAGGUGGCCCUUUGCUGGCCUCUUUGUUGGAGGCCCUAGAAACAGGAAAUGGUGAGUUUCAAUCUUGGUACCUACUUUUGUAAAAAAAAACCAAACAAAACAAAUUAAAACAGCCCGACUGAUUGAUUGAAAUGUGUUUGUGGAGCAAGUCAUUUAACUGUAAGCCAUCUCGGAGUGAGAAACCCAGUGUUUCUUACUUGCCAUGUCAUCUUGGGCUCUUGUUUCCUCAUCUAGCAAAAUGAGAAUAUUGGAUGGGAUGAGCACUAAGGCCCUUUCACCUCUGACGGGCUCAGAUUCCCAUGCUGGAGCAUCGGGCAUCCAUCACCAACCGGCGAAACCAAUUCCCUUCUCUGGCUGAGCUGAGCUCGUGUUCAGGGGGAGACUGCUCGCUCGGCAAGGUCACCCAGCAGCAACAGACUCAAACGCACACAGUCCUGGCCGAGUUACCUUAUUCCAGGAGGCCCACUCCCCAGGGCAGAUCUAAGCCAUAGUUUCUGGUGGGGACGGUGAGAAGUUAACCCCCAGCGCGGCUAGGUGGCGAUGUCAAAUCUCACAUUAGCCUUGUCAGCGUCCCCACCGAACAGCUUUUAAUCCGAAUGUUGUGACCACUUGGCUGUUUCUCUCUUGCUCUCAGACAAUACUAGCAAUACACUUGUGUUUUCAAAACAGCUUAACUUAGGGCACUUUUCGCACAUUUCUUUCAAAUGAUUGUAAAACAUAUGGGACAACAGGAGGCACUGAUCCCACUGAAUGUGUUUAGGGCAGCUUUUGUUUUCUGUUUCUUUAAUGGUAUAGCAGCGGGGACUGAGGCUUCGAGAUUGAGGGGGGGACAGAUUCUCCCAUAUUCCGUUGCAUCCGAAUGCCUUGCACGUGCAGAAGCAGCACAGAAAUCCAACUGCCCGAACUGGGGGCUUAGAAAAAAUGGUUUUGCUGACGGUCACUGUCUGGGCCGUGCACCCCCUCCCAAAGAGCUGUUUCUAUAGCUAGAAACUGCUCUGUGCUGUAUCUUCCGUCGAAGGAUCCUCCAGGGAAGCCUGAUAAAGCCUCCUCUUCCACUCUGCCAGCCUUGCUCCCGGGUGACUUGGAAAGGGACCGGUUGGUCAGCCUCCACCUCAGCACUUUGCCUUAUCAAUGUCUAGUCGCCAUCUAGUGGCCAAAGACUGUAUCCACCAGCUACCCAGAUGGAAGGCAAAUGAAUCCUUUCUGCCACCUUGCUGUCCAGCACCAACUUUGGGAAGGAAAUGUAAUGUCAUGAGCAAACUGUCCAUAUGUUUAGAGCCCAGUGUCACACCAGUCAGAAGACUCCAGAAGCAGCCACUUAGUAGAUGCUCACGCAGAUGCAAGUGCACCAGCUGUCCUGUGGGCAGAGGAGACAGGAGUGGACCCUGUGUCCGGGUGCCCGGGAGGGGUUUACUGUAACUGCAAUACUGGCAGCCCAGCUGCUGUCCUUGUUAAGUGAACCUCUGCUAGGUGGCCCGCACUGUACCCUCGGGACAAGCCAAGAGGGUGGGUGUGAGGAUUCUGUGCGGGGGCUGGCCAUGGCCUUUGAUAUGGUCCACCAAAUAGCCAAACAGGUUAUUCUUUUGUUGUUAGUUUGUGUUUGUUUUCGUAUUUUGUACUUAAAAAUCUUGUCAAGUGUUUUUGUGUUAGGAAUAAAAAGUCAUAAACUCUUCCCAACUUUGUUUCUUGAUGGAUGUUCUGAUUCCAAGAGAAACAGGUUGGAAAUCUCAAGGGGCGUGUGGUCAGUGGAACAGAGAAGUGGACCACUUGGGUUUCCAGACGGUUUCUGGGGGAGAUGACCACCCGGAAGUCUGGCUUGGUGCAUUCUGCUCUGGAAUUUGUACCCACCCCUUCACCUCCUUGUGCCAAGGUAUUAGCAUCGGCUUUGAGCAUCUGCCUCUAUCAGAGGCAGCUGCUAAUGUUGAAACCAACACAAGAUCCCUCUCCCCAACCCCAGGUUUCUAAAGAGACAGUGUCUGUAGCUAGCCUUAAUCGACUGGGCAAGGUGGUCCCUAUGGUCCCUUCCAGCGGUUCCAGAUCUUGGACUCAAAUCCUUUUCUCUUGGUGUGACCAUGCAGCCUAGAGAAUUCUGAGCAAUAGGGAGUCAGGGCUUUCCCUGGCUCUGUGACAGGGUCAAACCAGGGAAUGGCUAAACUUGUGAGUUUGGGCAUCCCCAGGGGUACUACCAUAGGGGGCAUUAUUUAUUAGGAAGCUCAACAAGGUAACUACAGCCUGGGGUGCAUGAGCGCAAGGCUGUGUGUGUGUGUGUGUGCGCGUGUGUGUGUGUGUGCGUGUGUGUGUGUCUGCGUGUGCACGCCUGUUUGUGUGUAUGUGUGGAAUUACAUUGAUGCAUUUCUUGAGAAAGGUGCAAGAAUUUCACCUACACAGAGGGACACAUCUGCUUUGUUAUUUAUAAUAGAAAGCUAAAUUUUAAUUUUUUAAAGGACACUGCUACUGAUUGAGAAUCGAGUUUUUAGUUUUGCUAUUUUUUUUAAUUGGUAGAGGAUUUUUAUAUAUUUUUUCCAUUUUGUUGGGUUGUGUCCUUAUUUAUAUAAAUACUUUAUCUGUAAGAGGCAAGGAAGAAACCUUCCUUGCUUUUAAUUAUUGUGGUCGUCAUCCCCCCCCCCCUAUUUUAUUUCUGGUGUGAUUUAUCUGUCUUACCUUCUAAAUGAGAAAAUGUUUUCCUGUAUUUGUACAUUGUCAGAUUCUAUAGUUUCAUAGAUAAUUUAACCAAAUUGCUCUAUGUAUUAUUAUUCCGUGAGUAUAAAGUUCUAUUUUAACGUCUGUAAAUACUCCAGAACUGGCUUCUUUUCUCAAACUCCUGCUGUGGAGUUACUGUUUACAUCACAAAAACUGUAGAAUCUCUAUGCUCAUGUACUGUAAAUAGUGAAGUGAUCUGCUUAUAAAUAAACUUAACAAAUACACUAUGGAGAUUAAAGAAAAUACCACCCACA
Messenger RNA from Equus quagga, 13525 nucleotides. RefSeq names its product PPARG coactivator 1 beta (gene PPARGC1B). The record is from RefSeq and is a predicted model, not a curated record. Lineage: Eukaryota; Metazoa; Chordata; Mammalia; Perissodactyla; Equidae. Gene Ontology annotation, molecular function: RNA binding; transcription factor binding. Gene Ontology annotation, biological process: positive regulation of transcription by RNA polymerase II. Gene Ontology annotation, cellular component: nucleus. The coding region runs from base 2371 to 6096 and encodes 1241 amino acids. The transcript is spliced from 12 exons.